AUGACGGGGGACUCGGAGCAAUCCCUCCGAACAAGAGUGGACAAGGAUGAGAGAGACCAGGAAGACCGGCUUCGGCUCCUCCUCAGGAAGGUUCUGGAGAGGCUGAUGCAGUUUAUUCAAAAGGUGCUACUGGAGGAAGGACGGCUCCAGAUGCAGGUGAAGGAAGUGGCGCGUCAGUGGGGCAGUAGCCUUCGCACCGAGGAGGCCAUCAAAGAUAAAUCCAGAAAGACAAUGCUGCAUCUUGUGACUGAAUUCCAGGAGUGCGUGGGAAAGGAGCAGGCCUCUGUGCACAGUGCGUGCAGCCAGCUUGAAUACCUCCGAUACCUGUCAGAUACGCUGGCCCUGCAGGCGAAGGACCUUCUGUCCAGAUCACCCCAGUGUUUCGUGAACUAUCCGGGCGACUGGUUCUACAACGUGGCUGGAGGCCCCCGUGGGAGCUGGGAGGUCGUCCAUCGGAAAUUGAUCCCCUUGCUCAAGUCAGUGGUCCAAGCUUUGGAGGACAACAGAAGGGGAGCCUCAUGCCCUGAGAUCCUUCUGGGUCUGGGAUUAGGAGAAGGCUCCUCCUCCAGAAGCACUUUGAAGGUGUCUGAGGCUCCCGGCGAGCCUCUCAGGACUGCUACAAGUCAGGAUGUGGCUCCCCCUGCGGUCAUCCCCCCAGCACCACCUGCUUGGCCCACAGCGGAUCACUCCCAGCUCCCGCAAGAAGUCCAGAACAGGAUGUUUUUGGAGAAACAUGCCAGUGAAAUGGUGCACCUGCAGCUCUCCUUGCUGGCAGAGGAAAUUAACAUGAUCUCUUGCCUUCAUGAAUCAUCCAAGCACAAGAGGAACCUGGGAAUGGCACACAGCCAGAACUUGGAAGUAGCCCAGGAGUGGGAAUCCCUCCUGUUAGAACUGGCUGAGCAUCACCGGCAUGCUGAAGAAGACCUCGUCCAGCAGCAGCAGGAAGAAAUUACUUGUGUUGGACUCGAUCCUGAUCAAGUGGUGCUCAAAGGGGGUGCCUUGUUCUCUCUAGACGAAACCCUGCAGCUCCUCGUGUUGCUUCAUGCCCAUCUGCAGAGAGAACACGCCGACCCUAGAGCCCCUGUGGCAGCGGAGAGGAGCGAAACACACCUGGAGGGCAAAUUCGGUGCAGGCUUGGUAGCUCAGAGAAUGAGAACUGCUGCAGUCAAGAUGCUGAAGGAAGAAGCUGCAAAGCAAGUGUGGACAUACCGAGUUCUGGACUGUUACAGCCGCUUCCAGAGACGAACUUGCCCUGAAGAUGUGCUGCAGGCUCUGGACAGCUUAUGCUACCAAGUCACGGGGGAAACCGUGGCCUGGGAUGUGGCCCAGUCAGCAGAAGCAGAGCAGGUGGAGAAAGCUGUGAACUUCAUCCAAGAGCGCCAAGCGGACGGGGAUCCACGUGCCUGCUUCAGAGGAAGGGAGGAGGCUGAUCUGAGGAAGCUGCGAGUCCAGAUCCAAAUGGAGCUGCAGGCACAGAUAGAGGAGAAGGUGGAGGCCAAAGAAAGGGAAGUGAUGCAGGAGGCUGCAGAGAGGCUCGCUGGACUCCCUGCUGAGCACGUGACGUAUUUCCUGCUAACUCAGAGGCACCUGCGCCAAGCGGUCCUUGUCCUCGCCGGUGGCCUCGCGCUCCAGAUCGCGGGUCCGACGGCCCCAGGGGUCCUGGACGAGCCGCUGGAGGAUGACGACAUGGAUGCUGUCGCGCAGCUGGUGGAGGCGCGGAAGGGGUGCAGGCGCUUGCUGCUGGAGCUGCAGCAAGCUGCACGGAUGCUCCGGCUGAGGGAGAGGCAGCUCCAGGAGAUGGUCCGGAUGCUGGGGGCUCAGCCCUCCGACAAGGGGACUGCAGAACGACAGGUGCCCAGCUGCUGCCCACACCGUCCAGGGCUGAGGGGCACGAAGGCCACGAGAGGUCUUCAGGGCCCUGCCACUUCUCCUCCAGCAGGUUAUGGCUAUCUGGGCCAUGCGUAG
Molecule: messenger RNA, 1965 nt
Organism: Varanus komodoensis (Komodo dragon)
Lineage: Eukaryota; Metazoa; Chordata; Lepidosauria; Squamata; Varanidae
Exons: 12
Coding region: 1-1965 (654 amino acids)
Source: RefSeq, a predicted model, not a curated record